Molecule: messenger RNA, 15633 nt
Organism: Porites lobata
Lineage: Eukaryota; Metazoa; Cnidaria; Anthozoa; Scleractinia; Poritidae
Source: the annotation of a GenBank genome assembly
AUGGCGGCGGGAGAGGGAGAGGCAUUUCCUAUCUCUUGCAUUGGAAUGUUAGAGUCACCUAGCCCGUCUUUACAAAACAGCAUCAAAUUUUCAUACAGUGGAAGAUACUUCAGUGCACUGUUCGAUUUCGGAGUUGUCCAAGUUUGUCAAUUGAAAGGUAAAAUUGGGAGGAUUGGUCGAGGCAAUUGAGUUUCAGGUGUCCGAUAAACAGAAAAAUCGUAGAAAGAAGUGUUUGUUAUGUUAGCAGUUUCAUGACACAGUCCUUUCGCUAAACUGCAGUUUAGUUGAAUAUUAUAUAAAUUAGCUAGUCGUUUUCUAUGUUUGUAGGGUAGUGAAACACAGGCCUUUAGCUUGCAGUUCGGCCAUCAUUGUCGCGUUUGCAACCACACGUGAUAAUUAAGGCGACCAUAUUGGCUGACAAAACAGUACAAACUUUUCGCAGAGUUUUAAAAUUCCCACCGGAGAAAUGUUUUUCUUGUCAAUAGACAUGACCACCAUGAUAUCAGCUGUAAACCACCAACUGAGAUUUUUGAUCUGGGAAUUGCUUUUUUGAGUUUGAGGGCUGGGUUUUUAAGGCAAAAUGGGGACAAAAUUCUGGAUUGAAUGCAGUGGCGGACCCAGGGGAGGGGCCCGCCCCUUAUUUUAAAAUCAACCUAAGGCUUGGCCUGAAGGGCCGAAAAAAUACAUUUUUUGCAAUCGGCCACCCUUUCAUCUCAGGGUCUGGAUGACUGCCCCCUCCCCUUAUCUAAAGGUCUGGAUCGACUACUGAAAUGUACCAUAUUUCCUCCAAUAAAACCCAUCGCUUGAUUAAUCGCCUUCCUCGAAUAAUCCCUCCCCCUUUGACAAAAAAUAAUUGCUUCCCGCAAGGAAGUUACUUUUGAGGUGAAGCAAUUUCUAUAUAUUCUUUUUAGUCCUUCCAGAUGAUUUUUAUACACUUCAUAGCUGUCCCUUCUCCCAAAAUGUUAAACUUACUAGUAACAGUCUUGCGACUUUGUUGUGAGCUUCAGGAGCAAGGGUGGUGCAGUGGUGAGAUAAACUGUUCACAGUCGCCUAUUUUCCCAAGGGAUCAUCGAGAUUGAGCGCUUUGCGUUACGGGCUGCCAUCUUGCAUGAGUGUCAAAAAUACUUAGGGGGCAGGGGAGAUCACUCACCACCCACCAAUGUGGCUUGGGUUCGAAUUCUGGCAUCGAUGCCAUGUGGGUUGAGUUUGUUGCUGGUUCUCUCUCUCUUGCUCUGAGAGGUUUUUCUCUGGGUUCUCCUGUUUUCACCUCUCUUUAAAAACCAACACUUUCAAAUUCCAAUUUGAUCUGGAAUGCACCGACACGUUUCAACAAGCUGAGAACAACUAAGAACUCCUAAGUGUAUUGUGGGUAAACAAAUAAUUUUACAUUUUUUGUUACAAUUUGAUGACCUAUCUCACACUCUCAUGAGUUGGCAAUAUUGAUUUCUCACUCUUUCUCGAAAAGUCACACUCCAAUAAACUUUUGCAGCAGCUAUAGGCUAUGUGUCCAAGUAAGAUACAUGGAUAUAGUAAACUCAAUCCAAAGAAAACACCUAAUGAUCUCAUUUAAUUACCUGGUAGUAAAGGCGUGAAUUGCCUAAUUGGUGCAUUGUUUACAUUCUUCAUACUAUCGUGACUUGCCACUGCCACCAAAUGCACAGACGUCUUUGUAGUUUUGUCAUGCAAAUUAGUCUGGUAUAGAGUAUAGAAAUCAGAGGAUUUUGGUAUACAGUGAGGUUAUGGGAAAUGUACGUUGGGCUGCGCUGGCUAGCUUGGCAUUGCUACCAUGUAGUGGUGGGUGGGAAAUUACUUCUGUUUAUUUCGUUGUUUUUAAUUUGGCUAAGUACGCUUUUGGGAAUAAUGUUGUAAAAAGUUGAAGUGAAAUGAAGAAAACUUUCUGCUUUUGCAUCCUAGAUAUUGAUGAUAAUUUCACGGUUACUCCAGUAAAAAGGCUCACAUUUGACAAAGGUGAACACCUUGAAAGCCAUACCUGGUCUAGCAAUGAUGAGAUUUUUGCAGUGGCUGGACACAAGAUCUAUCUGUUUGAAGUAAGUCCAUUGGAACAGUUAAAUAUUUUUGAUAUUACCUCCUGAGAUGGGUGACUGUAAAGGUCAUUUUGUUUAUACACCAGGUGUGGAAGUUUCCACUAAUAUAUUUUUUUAUUAAUGGAAACUUUAUCAGGGGUCUUCCUCUAAAAUUACCAUUAGCCUGUGAACAGGCAAAAAGAGUAUGGGCAAAAAAAGAGCAAGUGAUCUACGUUUCUCCCUUCCUGUCUGCUCGUGCUUUCUUGCUAGAGAACCUGAUUAAUACUAAGGUUAAGUGACAAUGACAAAGUUUCUUGCCGGUGGGAAAUAAGGUAGACCUACAGCUGUAGUAUAUACUUUAUGGUUAAUGAGCUAGAUUACCCUAAAAUGCCUCUGCACUUUCUACUUUUAUUUGAGAGAUUCAUCUUUUUAUAACCAUGUAUAUAAACUCCGUUCUCCUGUUCAUGUAAGUAUUAAGUUCCUAGUUUUGAAUCUUCCAAAAACAAACAUAACUCAUCUAAGCCAUCUUGACAAGCUUAUCAUUCAAAGCUGGUAAAGCAUUUGCCUUUGUUGCAAGAAUGUAGAUUCUUUGGCUGCCAAAUUUACAUUAUUUUAAUGUUUCCACUAGAUAUUUAACUGUAGUUGCACUUAAGGUAGUUCUUCUGUUUUCUGGAGUUAAAAUGGUGAUGUGUGGGUGUGUGUUUUUUUGCACUCCACUGAAUGCAAUAAUUAUUACAGUCAAACUGGCAAAAUCUUGAACACUUAGAAUACUUUAUUUUUAGGAAUGUUUAUUUUGUUAUGACCAAUCACAGUAAAGAUUAGGACGUGUGAACUAGCCACAAAACCCCCAACUAUUAAAUGUUCUUGCUUGUGGUUUAGUUUCGGACACCCGAUUGGCUUUUUUCUUGUAACACAAUAACAUUCCAGAAAUAUUUAUGGUGUUCACUGAGUUUUCUUGGUUUGCCAUUUUGACUGUAAAGAAUUAAAGUUGAGAAGUUGUUCUGCCUGAUUGCAUUAAACACAAUACAAAUAUUGUGAGAACAGUAAUAUGCAUUUCAAGAAAACAUUUACAAAUCUGCAAAUUAUGUAACUAUUUUGUGCAGAAACUUUUAUUUGUGGAUUGUAAAAAAAAUGCAAAGUCAGAGAAAACCAUAAUGCAACACAGUUUUUACUAAUGUGACUAUUAUAUACUGCAAAGUGAAUAGUGUUUUUUUGCGUAUGCUGUUUGGCUAGCAUGAAAGUGACCAAUUACUUUUCACCUCCAAGGAGAUGAAAAGAAAUGGAAAAAAAUAACAUUAAAGACCUGAACUCUGGACACUAAGACUGGUGUAGUCUACGCAAAGGACAUGACACACAACAAAAAGGCAGCAAUUGACAGGAUAAGCUUAUAAAAUCUGCCAGAGCUGUGGGCACUAGGAACUCCACUAACACAAGGCUUAGAAGCAGGUUCAGUAUAUGUCAUAUCCAGGAACCUCUUAAAGCUUCCUGGGAAAUCAGUGAAAUAGCCAUCAAUCUGGGUAUUCAAGAAGGUUUGAUAUUCAUUGUAAGGAUCCUGACUGUAAUUCCAGGCCAAAUACUUGUUUUCAUUUCUGAAUGUAAAUGCGUGGACCUUCAAGUUGUUGUUGUGUGCAUUAGUGACAAAAUCCGUGGUACUUUGUAGAUUGUUUUGAUCGACUGGAAUAAUAAUAUUCUUCCAUACACCAAUACCAGAACAAAUACUUGAAAGAUUUUUCAUUUUAUCCUGCUCAUUUGGUGGUCUGUACUCAUAUAACAUCACCAAAGGUAACCUUGUUUUUGUUGACAAAGACCUGAUGCCUUCUUCACUGAAUGACUGGACAAAACACAGGGCAUCUUUCUCACGAUAUCCAUUAUUAUGCAGUACCUCAACAAAGAGAUCUUCAAAGGUGGUGUUAGCAUGGCGGAUAAUAUCCAGAGAAUUGAUCCACUCUGGACUCUUGAGCUCAGGGUAAAUUCCAACCUUUCUGUCUGCAGAUUUGGCAACUCGAAUGUAUUCUUCAAGUGUAGGUAUCUGGUACAUGUCAUCAAAACUAUGAUCUCUGAAAGGGUACUUUUGUCUAACGCGGAUUGUCUUAAGCUCUUCCAGGGUGAGAUCAACUGUAAAGAUAUCUGUGACAGUCUUGUUUCGGAUGUCACCAGAUGCUGGUAUAUUAUAAGUCUUCACUCUUGAUCGGAGUGUUUGAUUUUGCCAUAUAUUCGUCGUUUCAUUCAACCAGCUCUCGUGGCGACAAACAAGUUUUAGGUCCUUGGUGAUGUAGACGUCACAUUCAAUGAAGUCGGCCCCUUCCUUGAUAGCUAACCUUUAGGAAAAAAGGAAAAGCAAAAAACCUUUAGAGAGAUGUUCCCACAUACAUUAGCUUAAUUUAAUGCACCUUUCCAUUGGUUUUAAACAGGUUAUUAUUUUCAAUAAAAUGGAAGAGCAGGUCACUCACUGAGGUGCAACAGGAGGUUGACCAUGGCCACAAUAAUUUUGACCUUCUGGUUGUAAAACAAUGGAAUAGUUCAUUAAAUCAUAUAAUGCCCUGCUCCUUGGCAUUUAACAGGGCUCACACAGUCUUGAAAAGUCCUUGAAAAGUCCUUGAAUUCCAUUUUUCCUUGAAAAGUCCUUAAAUUUCUGUACAAGUCCUUGAAAAGUCCUUGAAUUUUCUUCAACUUUGAAUGCAGUGGCCUGGAAAGAUUUUUCUAAUGCUUUUUGGUUGUCCAAGUCAGAAUAUAAAUCAUAGCUCAGAGAAUUUAAAGGUUAUUUUACAUCUAGUGCUCUAUGCUUUAUGCAAUAAUCAACUGACAAUGUAGAGAAGUUGGUGAAGCAAGCAGUUCAAGCCUUUAAGUCUUAUUAGAAUAGACUGGGAAAGUGCAUUUUUGUACAAUCUGUGAAAUUAUAUUCCUAGUAGGUGGUCCUCGAAAAUCUAAUGUGGCCCUUGAAAAGUCCUUGAAAAAUGGUUGCAAUUAUUUUGUAUGAACCCUUUUUAAUAUCCUUUGUACAUUAUGCAGAUGUGAUAAAGUGAAACCUCUUCUUUGGGACCCCUUAUUCCAGGAGACACCUCCUGUCCAUAGUUUUCUGAAAUUGAAAUGGUUGUUUUUGUUUUUGUUUUUGUUUUUUGUUGCCUUGCUGAUGCGUUACUUAGGGCUAUCAUAGAAUUAACUGUUUCUUAUAUCAUAAUUAUGUGAUUUUUAAAAGAUAAAUCGUUUUUACACUUUUAAAUUUUAAAAAAUAGAUCAAUAUGUCAUAGGAAAAUGAACGCUGUAUCAAAUCAAUCAACACUGUCAGUUCUAAUCCCGAACAUAAACAAAGAACGAAUUUUCAUGAUGUGUAUUAGGCUAACAUGGUCGCGCGAUAUAUUCGGAGGUAAUCAACUGGCAUGGUCCUUUUGGAAAUGCAGUAGAUCACUUUCGAAGGAGUUGGGUUGUUACUCAUUCUCAACAGUUCCACAAACAAGUGUCACAUUUGUAUAAAGAGCAAUAGUUUUAAAAUAUUCCAGUAUACUUGACAUGUAUUGUUAGUUAUUGUUGUUCACCUACAUGUAAACAGAGCAUUUGGAGUCUUAAUUUUCAAUGACCUUACAAUGUUAUAUUUUAAAUGCAUCAAGCGUUUUCCAAAUUAUUCGCAUCAAUGAUGCCGCCACAAUAUUGAGAAAAACGCCAAUAUCAGCCAUUACAUAAUACAUGUAUAAUCAAACGCAUGCUAAUCAAAUCUUUCGCUUUAAUUUAGGAACGGCUAAAGUAAGCCUGGCGAUCUUUUUGCACGCGUUUUUUCAUUAGAGUGAAGCUACUACAGGGUGAAUUUGCAAUUCCAAAGCGCUUUGCUUUCUAUAGAUAUCGCCAGUCGUCAAGGUUGUUCAGUUGUUACUGUACUUCCAGCCGACGAGUUUGUGGUCAGUCUCACCUGUAGGCUUCUAGGGUGUGCUCAGGGAGUCGACCAGAGCUCCCUCGAUGACCAAUGUUUAAAGGUCUAGUGGUAGGUUUUUUAGCAGCAACAUAAGAAGUCAGGCAGAGCAGCGUUAAAGGUACAAGUAUCCACAGCUUCUUCAUGACUUUCCUCGCCUUGUAGAGUGGUGAAGAGUUCAAACGGCUUGUGCGAGUCAAAAUCUUGGACACUUAAGUUGAUUCCGACAAGGCAAUUGUGGACUAGCCAAUCACUACACACAAACACCGGAAAUUCCUAAUGCGUUCAGUAAAAAAAUAACAAAGAAAUAAGUAAUGUAACAGUUUCAAAGUGCACGUUGUUAACCCCCCAAAUUUUGCAAAGCGAUGUUUCUCAACUUCUCCUGGGUGUUACAGUCGUCCCAAGAGAAAGCAAAAACAAAGUUAUGCAAGAUUUUUGGGGGGAGGGGGGGCGGAUAUUGUAGGUCCUUGAUUGGUCAUAUUUUGUUUUUUUUUUGAAAAUAUUUGUAACUCGGUCCUACUAAUUGAAAUGCAAUGCACGAAGAUACUAAUGCGUUUUCGUUUACAUUUCGUUGACGUUUUGCGUUUUCGCAUACAUUUCGAUGCGUUUAGGCUUUCCGUCCUCACUAAAUCGCUCAGCGUUUUUAUCGAAAACGCAUCGAUUUGAAAGCGCUCGUGAAAGUCGGGAUUUAAACGAAAAGGCGUUCAUAUCGUUUUUGUGUGGACGGUCGAAAACGGUCGAAAACGCAUCAAAAUGGAAACGAUGACCAAAAAUAUCGCAGGCGCGUGUGUUUGUAGCAUGUGCAUAGAGUUCAACUUACGUCACAACUUGCAACUCUAUCAUUUUUGAACGUUUUACUGUGGACGGUCAAAGGUAGUUUGGACGCGAAUCGGUCGGUGCGUUUUCGAUGACAACGAAAACGCAUACCAAUGAAAACGCGUUAGUGUGGACAUGUGGACAGAGCCUUGGCCUAUUGUACAGGCAACAACAACAACAGGCUUUUGAGGCUUUAUCUGCAUGACUUUUGCAAAUAUAGUAUUGCAAAAGCUAUUUCUUGACUUGUUGUUGAUAACUUAAAAUCAAAAUUAAAAUGAAGUAAGUUCUUGCUUAUUUUAAACUAUUCAGUUAUACUGUAGGGAUUAUUAUUCCGUAGCUGAAAUGUUUAUCUCUCAAUUCGAAGAAUGAUGAAACAAUUAAAAAAAACAAAUAUUCAUAAAAUGAUCAGUUAAGUUCAUUAGAUGCGAUAAUAAAGUUUCUUUUGGUAACAGUCGUGGAAAUGGUACAUGUACCAGGUUCUAUUUUAGUGAAGAACAUAUCUCUUAUAGAAGAUUAGCUUGCACAAUUUAGUAAAAAGUGAGUUUCAACUUCAAUGGUUUUACAGCUACAGAGUCAUAGGCAUAGCUUGAAUUUUUGUUCCACUAUAAUUGUACAAGCUUAUGUAAUCAUUUACUAUCACUACCCCCGUGGGGAAGGUACUGCCUAUGAUGACCUAUAAGGUGAGGCUCCGCCCAAAAGCCGUAGAGGGGUACCUUUGGCAGGCUUGAGAAAGGGUCAUAGGGUGGGGAAAUCUGUCAUUUACGUAUUACAGGGUCUUAAAUUACAAUAUGUCGAACAGACGCACCUUUUGGCAGUUUUAUUUUAAUUCAUUAAACGCUACAUUACGAAGAUGCUAAGAGUGCAAUGAGGUCCGCUCUAGAAACAAAUUGACGAUCUUCGUACUUGAUUGUCAGAAGAUAUGACAAAGAUUCCGCACCAUAGUGCAGGCCGGGGCCGCACAGGACAUGUGCUAGCGCUUGUAACCGUAAGUUUCAUUCUUUUUGUCUUUUUUAGGUUUUGAAGGACUUUUCCAGCCUUCGCGUCAUUCCGUUGUACUACAUGCCAAAAGAUAUUUCCUUAAUAAUGCAUCAGAAUUCCUCCUCUGUCAACAAGGUAACUGCUCUAUUCUUAACAGCACGCUUUCCUCAUAACGGUAAACCCGGUAAUUUGUCAGGUAUACACAAACAGUUUUUCUGGUUAAUCAUGCCGUAGAAGACUAUUGUAAACACGUAAUUGAGAGCCCUUUUGCAGGGCUAUUGAUAAGUUAAAAAGAUAAAAAAGAGAGUAAAGGAAAAGGAGAAAACGCUAAAACAUGCUAUGUUAUCUAUUACACUGUAAGAUUCUGUAUUGUAAUCCGGGUUUGACAGGUUUUUUUGGCGUACGGAUGACUGGCGAAAGGAACAAAAUGUGACGUAGUUUUAUUAGAAGCAAAAAUAAAUCUCUUAAUAGAUCUUUUGGUCGAUAAUAUUUGCUCAUUACCGACGUUGCCUCGCCCGUUUUCAUGAUGGCGGCUACCCACAAAGUCCGUGAAAUAACCACGCUUAUUAUAUACCUACCGUAAGCGCGGACUAUAAGGGCCUGUUUACAUGGAGGUGGGGGACCCCAGUUAGGUGAGGUAACCCGCUUAGGUGGGGUAACCCGCCUGUUCAUGUAAUUUGAUCACGUUUACAUGAUAGGUGGAGUGACCCACUACAUGUUACCUCACCUAUCUUGGGUCCCCCCCCAACUUCCAUGUAAACAGACCCUAAGAUAUAGAAUAUCUAUUUUGCAGUUGUACAGUCUGGCUUUGGCAGGGCCAAACGGAGUCGAGCUGUAUCAAAUGAAGACAGGAGACCCACUUAGCGUGGUAUGUAUGAAAUAUUUCUAUUUCUCAAUAGUUUACCCAUUCCUUUCUUUUUCUGUCGCAUGAACUUAAACGUGCUUCAUUUCCAGGAAGAGUCUUCGUCACUGCAUUCUGAUCUAGCCAUUGGAUUGGUGCAGUUUUCCCCUGAUGAACAGUACUUGGCCGUGGUAUGUAGGUUUCAUUUUACAUCUAACCCCAACUCCCUUGGUCCUUUUUCAGGAGCUCAAAAGAGCUCGAGCAUAAGUACAGUAGAAGUACUUUCUCAGAUCACAUACGCACUUCCAAUAUAUGGAGCCAGCCAGGUAGCGGAUUUAAACACCAUACAAUGUUUUUUAAAAAGGUACAAUAAGCGACGUUACACUUCUGAGUUAGUUAGUAUCUAUGACCUUUUAGAGAAGUGUACCCACAGGUUGUUCACCAAAAUUAAGAACAAUGUUAACCAUCCAUUAUAUGCCCUUUUGCCGAAAGUCAGAGUCAUCCAAGAAGUUAAGAUCACAAACAAGUCAAUUACCACGGAUUAAUACAGAAAGUUUUAAGAAUUGCUAUUUUAAUAGAAUAAGGUUUCAAAAAACUCGGCAAUCUAACAAUAUAGAUAUCCAAUGUUUUAUCAGGUUUGAUAUAAUAAUUGUGAAUGACCUGUUCGAUUUUCAUGAUUUGUGUACUUUUACUCUCUGUAACGUUUGUUAUGUAUUUUAACGGGCAAAAUAAAGACAUUUAUUAUUAUUAUUAUUAUCAUUACAUCGGAAAGUGCGCAAGCCAGAAUUUAAGUAGUAACUUUUUAUCAGUUUGAAUUAGUAUUUUUAAAUAGUUUUUAUUUUUUUUAUUAACUUUUUGAUGCUUUUUAUAAUUGUUAUUAGUAGUCUUUAGAUAGUCAUUUUACGACAAUUCUCUUUCGUACACAAGAAGAAUGUACAUAGGGUAUAUAUUUUAAUAUUUCAUAUUCUUGAAUCUGUAAAUAGUCUAUUUUUUUAAAUCUAUGAAUAAAGUUUUGUAUAUUAUUAUUAUUAUUAUUAUUAUUAUCAUUAGUUCAUCUCCGAAUAAGCAAGGAUUUGAGUGGGUUUUGACCCUUUGAGCCCUAAUAUCCACAUACAAAUUCUCCAAACUGAUCUCUGUACAUUUCCUUACUGAAUUAGUUGGGAGAAUUUGAAAAACGAGAGCAUUUUCCCUUGGUGAUCAUGUUAUCAAUUCUCAUAACCUUUUCUCUCGAUUGCGUAUUGAAAAUGUUAGGAGAAAAUAGAUGUUUAUCACUCUUGGCACUUAAAUGGUUAAGAUCCCCUUUUCAUUGCAGCUGCUUAUUAUUUGUUUAUAAAUUGCAGGCCGCACUGGAUGGGCAUUUUGGUAUCUGGACUGUUUCAAGCUUGAACACCGACCAGAAAGGUCACUCUUCUUCUGGUUUCCACUAGCGGCGGAGUCGGAGUCGUAAGCAAAGUCAUAAGAGCGCUUAUGGCCUAGUGAAAAUUCAAAAUCGGAGUCGUAGGCGGAGUCAUAAGUGUGACGGAAUCGGAGUCAGAAGAAUCAGAAAGUUUCCAUUUUCUUCGACUCCGCUUACGACUCCGUCGUCAACCUUAGGUCCGCUUAUGAUCUCGUGAAAACCAGAUUGUCGGAGUCGGAAGCAGAAGCGGAAGGAUAAACCAAUCACAAUGCACAUUCACACGCUUUGUGAUUGGUUUAGUUCUUCCGCUUCUGCUUGCGACUCCGACGAUCCAGUUUUCACUUGAUCGUAAACGACGGAGUCGUAAGCGGAAUCAGGAGAAUCAGAACGCUGUUCUCACUAGAUUGUAAAGUUCUACUCUUCUGAUUACAACACCGACUCCGUCGCUAGUGAAAACCAGCCUUAAGCAGUAGUGAUAUAAUUUUUAUUGUUUUGUGUGAGAGAAUCAUGUUAUCUUCUCUAAGUGACACCGGCCAUUUUGUUUUUACGACCUAAACAGAGUUCUGGUAUGUCCACCUUAAAACAGUUCGUAUUACCAGCAUGGAGUUUUCACCCGACAGUAGCAUGGUUGCUGUUGCUGGCUGGGAAGGAUCGUGGCAUUCAUACAGAAAGGUACGAAUGGUGGAGCUGAGAUCAUGGUCUUUUCAACUUUUUAAUUUAUCAAUGGCUAUUCACGGGUGGACGUGCAUUUUAAACUAAGGGUAGUUUAAAGAAGUUAUUUCCUACAGUAAUUAAUUUUAAAGCGGUCUUAGCAGGAAAAACUCCCGUGAUUUUGUAUUUCCCAUCCCAAAUAAACACAAGAAACAUCAAAUCAAGCUUUGCCCUUUUUCCGGUUUAAACCUAACAAGGACAGAGUUAAUAGUCUAAAGUGCCGAGGAGCCAGUUGGGUCAUCAGCCAAACUUAUUAUUGAGUGUCAUUUUUUUUUUGUCAUUCCUAUUUCAGAAAUUUGAAAGCGAAAGACUGUUAUGGGAAGAAUUUCACCAUAGCAAAACGUCUGACAGAGUUUCUGGGAAUUUGCCAGGAUCGUUGUUGAGUUGGUCCCCCGAUAACAGGUUUAUCAGGUAAUGUUUGCUUCUUACGUAUUCAAAUGUUAAACAAAGUCGACGAAUGUCUUGAUAACACCAUUGACAGUUUAUUUUGACAUAAUUAAUUUUGGAGAAAUCAGAGUGUAAACAAUGUUUUAUUCAAAUGAAUGUCUCACUUUAUUUUUAGAUAAACCAGAAACACUAACUAAUAAAAGGUUGGCAUUACUUGACCGCAGUACUUUGGCCUCCAGAGAAGCGACUUUUACCCCAAAAGUAUUUUUUUUUUUUUCAGACUAACUCUAUGUAAAGAUAACAAAUCUUGUUUGUCAACAUUUGAUACUCAAACGUCUGUUACCAGUGUGACCCCACUAGAUGGUAUAGUGAAAGGAGUGGCAAGUUUUAGGUAAUUUACUGUCAUUUUGUUGUUUGACAUUGAGUAUCAACAAGGGCCCAGUUGUUCCAAGGCCGAUUAGCACUUAAUCCGGGGUUAAAUUUAACCCGGAUUUCUUUUUCUUGUUUUCAAAAGCAUUUUCUCGGUUAAUUUUCUCUGUUAUUUUUAGAGCUUCCAAUCAUCAACUUGGAGACAAAAAAUAAUGAAACUGAAAUGCUUUUUAAGCUUUCAAAUCUGAAUUCAAAUUACGUACUAACCCUAUGUUAUCUUAACCCAGCUUUGAACAACUCGGCAGCGCGACCAUGGGCAAGAACAUCUGGUCUCUAUCUCUGCGAAAUUCGGUUGUAACAUGACUGUCCCUCUUUCCUUUCGCACCACAGAUGUGAUACUGUGUCACGUGUCUGUAUGUUUGAUCAGGUGUUCGACGCUAUUGCCGCGAUCAUGUCUUUUAGACUUCCUUUGACGAGUUAAUAAUUUUCAUUGGGUCGCGUGCUCAAGUAUUAUAAGCAUUGAAAGUUAUUGUUUCUAGUAAACUAAAUAGUUAGUAUUUCAGGGGAACUCCUCUUUUAGGCUUGGCUAAGUGUGAAACAUAUGAUAUCUUAUCAUUACAGAGGACGUUCAUGUGAUUACAGUCUCUGUUUCGUAAGAUCGAAAAAGUGUUUUGCCGUACCAUGGCCGAAAGACGAAAAUGGUGAGUUUUAUUACUAUCGACUUCGUUUAAGUAAAAGCUACCGUGGUGGUGGUUAUUAUUAAUCUGUAAAUCUCCACAUAAGAGAAAAUUACUUUUCUGUGGUAUGAUUUUAUUGUGCCUACGCGAUGGUCUCAUUUUUGGUUUGUUGGUUAAACCCUUUGCUGUGAUCUUUUAAGUAAAAUCUGCUGUGGUGCCAUAUAGUAUGUUUUCACUUACGUGGACAGAAGCUAUACAAACUUGGAACGAAAGAAAGCGUUUACAGAAUCCCACAGAAUUUGUUUGGAAGACCAACAUGGCCGCUGUUGUAUUGUUUUGGGACACCAAUAUGGCGGGCGUGACGUCAUGUAAAAAGUCUCUAUACUAACUAGUCCGUAAAGAUUACACAGUGGUCCUAACUACACAUUAUGAGUCUUUUUCAGUUUGUUACUUUGGGAUGGUAUUACCAUGAAAUGAGACAUUUUUUUGAAUGAGCGGACCAUCUGUAUGUAUGUUUAUAUCUUCUAACAGGUCCAGUUCAAAAGAUCGGUUCAGCAACCAAACAACCUAGAAAGCAAUUACAAGAAGAAGAGUCAUUGGAGGGCUCCAUAACUGUAGAGCGCUCAGCUGAUGGGGGAGUCACACUGAAGUGGAGUUGUACUUCUCGAAAUAUCCUUUCUUUACUGAGGGAUAUCAGCAAAAGACAGUUGAAUAAUACUGGUGCUGAUCAAUCAUCCAAUGCUCAGCUAUGUCCACCAAUGCACUAUAGUGGAUUUGACAGUGAGAUCAAACAGGAUAAAUUUGGGUUAAGAAAUUUAAGUCAUAGUGGAGAUGGCGUCAUGAAGACUCAAGAUGGUGAUGAGAUUAACUCGCACGGAAAAACGGUCGACGACAGUUGUAAAACUAUAGAACUUAACUCUGCUGAGGCUCUUGCGAGAUUGGAUUUCAGAGAAAUCAAACAUAGUCGUUUCAACGAUACAGAGGAUUCCUUGUGUGAAAUGUCUUUGAACGUCCUUGUUGGUGACAUUGCUUCAGAUAUCCCUCAAGAAGACAUGUCUUUGUUGACAAAGGAAGUUACUGAUGAGGGUGAAAACGUAAAAGGUUUUCAGUCGUCUGAAGGAUCUCCUGCAAAUAAAUGUCACUUCAGAGCCAAUGAGGAGUAUGAAUUUAGUUACUUACAAGCACCGUUCAUCAACCCAAGGUUAUUUCAAGGGUCUUGUUUAAACGACCCCUCCUUUUUAUCGGACAGUAGUACUCAAUUAUUAAAUUCCACAAACUACAUUGUAGUAGCUGUCUUGCCGCUGCUGGCGUACGUGUAUCAUCGGACAAGUGAAGAAUGGAGAACACUGCUGUUUUCGCGGGCAGUCAAGUGCUGCUGUAUUUCUAACGGUAAGUGUUGCGUUUAGCUCUUCAUAUCUUGAACGUUUAAAGUGAGGUGGCGAGAGUAAAUGUGUGCUCUUUUGCUCUGUAUUGUGACGCCUUGUGAUUGGCUGAAAUAUCUUGCACCCGUUUCUCCACCAAUCAGAAGUAAGUCUAAUACCACUCGUGACUUGCCAGCAAUUGUUUUCCCGCCCUUUUCAUCGGUUACAGCAAUUGCUUCCAGAUACGAACGCUUCAAUGACCUUUAUAUUUUCUUCGUUCUGCUCAGAUAAAUACAUGGCGCUUCUCACAAACGAUGGUGGGAUUAGAAUUUGGUGUUUAGAGACCAUGAAAAUGCUGUGUUUUAAAGAUGAAGUUCUCUGUGAUAGUGAAAGUGAGUCCCAGAGGUAAGUAAGAACAGCACUACUAGUUUCUGCUACGUUGGCCGUAUUUACAUUAGCGGACUUUGCAGACGUCUAGACGCUUUAAAAAUUUGCUUAGCUGCGACGUUACAUACUGAUGACGUGUUUGGGUAGUGCAUCUGAUUGGUUGAAUAAAAUUUCCCACGCGGCACGACCAAUCAGAAGCACUAGCCAGAUGUGGUUAGAGACACGUCAUCAGUAUGGAAUUUGGGCGCUCGUUCCUCAGACGUCAUUUCGCGGGGAAACCGCUGGUAGCGUCAUGAAGUGUCGCUGUUUUCUCAGGCUAAACCAGAACGCGAGUAAGUUUGCUCUGAUUUAGUAGUCUGGGUAAAGGAAGAUGGUGCGGAGCGAGUAGAUUUUUCUGAUUAUUUUCUAAUCAUAAUUUACUGUUUACUUCUUAUUCUGUUAGGUGUAUCAUAUCCGGAAAUCCGUUUGAACCGCAAUUUAACAUCAUUAGACUGGACAAGACAGGCUGUGGAAAAAUAAUACGAAUUUGCUUUCAGCCAGGUACGUCACCAGGACGCGUCUUCUCGAAAGAUGGUGGACGUUGACACAUGGUUAAGAGACAAUUUAAACAAAUCUCCCCUAAGAGCACGCAGCUAGAGUUAAUGGAACAUUCUUGAGCCUUUCACAGAGACCCACCAAGACUAACCCAAAAUGAAAGUCCAAAACCCACAAUCGUGAGUUAAAUUUGUAACUUUUUGUUUGCGCCAACCGGCCGUCGUACGCAGACGUUUUAGUCCCUCUCUCCUGUGACUCGUGCAGCCCAAUCCCUGCAACAACUUUGCAUUUCGCCCACAGACUCUUGAGGGAAAAGUCUCGGGUAGGUGAGGUAACCCGCUGCGGGUUACCCCGCUUAUCAUGUAAAUUGUAAUCAAAUUAAAAUGAGAGAUUAUAUGGACAGGCGGGUUAUCCCACCUACCUGGGGUCCCCCACCUCCUUGUAAACAGGCCCUUAGUUUAGUUUCUGCACAUGUUGAAUUUCAGAUCACGGAAGUGCUUGCGUGACGGUGAAUCGCCUAAGGGUUUGUUAUCCAGAUCUACUAAGCCACGCGUGUUCAACAAAGUUGUGUGGCUCUAUCGGGCAUAUGAUCAUCUUCAAACAGAGCCCCUCCGAGGAUCAUCAACACAGAACAGUUGGCCAGGAGUGCGAUGAUUCCACUCCCUCGAAGUGGAUAGUAAUUGUUCCAGGUACGAAAAGACGAGCUCGUUAGCCGUCGUUAACAAACGCGUUUGGGACAAGCAUCUGUUAGCGUUUGCGAUACGUUGGCUUAUGUUAUCCUGUUCUAUAACAUGCUCUUAACAGCGUCAUAUACCUGUGUAGCUGAUGUUCGAGAGUACACCCUUAAUAACUCUCGGUUUGCAGCCUCGUGACAAGGCGGCCAUGGAGGUGGCCAGUACAAUAAACAAUUUGUUUUGAAGAAUUUACAUAAAAAUGGAAUUUAGUUCCCAGAGGAGCGAAACCCUUUUGUUCCUGAUCAUCAACAUGGGCGCCAUGACGUCACUUGCAAACCAGCCAUAAAUAACAUUGCUUCUUAAAAAUUAAGGACAAAGUAGCUUAAAUUUGUUAUUUUAUUCUCUGGGAAGCAAUGCAUGUUUCAAUCUGUUAUCUGUUAUUUGAUUCACUUUAUUUACAGAACUUGGAAUUAGCCAGAAUGUCGUUGAAGACAGAGAAUGUUCCUUAGAGGGAUUUGUAAUUCGUCACCAUAACGAUUUAUGCAGACUAAGCAGCUUGGCAGCGAUGAACCGAUAA